UUUGUCAUAAGAGCUCAUUGGUGUUUUGGUUGGGUUGGCGGUCGCUUCUAUACUCUCAUCCAUCUAAUCGAUUGAACGAAAGACUUCAGACAUAUCAGCGAGGUUCAGGCGCAUCGACUUUUGGCGUUUCGAAUAUGAAGCGCCGGCAGGUCAUUUUCUGGCGAACAAAUAUCUGUUUACCAAUUAUUUUAAUUUGUCUACCUGCGUUAAUAAGAGGAGGAAUGGUUUCAAUAUCCGAAUUAAAGCAGUGUCAACGGGAUCGAGCUUUUGAUCGUGCCGUUAACGACAACGUGUCUCCGUGGACCGUACAUUUAUACAACUGUAAAAAUAUGGACCCGAAUUUCUAUUGGUCUGUAGAAUGCCGGCGAGGAUCCUGUAUUAAUCCAUUGACUAUGCACGCGUUGGACAAUUAUACAAUAAUGCCUAUCAAGAAAUGGAAAAUUUAUCUUAACAGAACUACGGGAAAACGCGAACGUGCGUAUGUCACGGUUGCCUGCAAAUGCGUGCCUGAUGCCUACGUUGACGACAACAAUGCAUUUGCAUGAAGAGUUCGAGAAUUUCCCGUUCUGUUCAAUGUCGAUCGGAUGAGCCAACCCGUUAAACUGGCUGUAUUAACAAGUCUUCUUACUUCUCACAGUUCUAGGUACUUAGCCCAUCCCUAAGUCUGAUCGGUCGUUGUACGGCCUUCGCCCAAGAAAUUAGUAUUACACUCUCGUUUUGUUGAACUGUACAGAGACCGAUGCCAGAUAAGUAAAGGUGGAAUCACUUUCAAAUAUUGAUAUUUAUGCAUGGUAUAAAUUUAUCGUCGACUGUAAAUAAAUUGGACGGGAUUGUCGUGCGAUUCGGACAUGUCAUUUCAGAGCC
Styela clava is the source of this 864-nucleotide messenger RNA. RefSeq lists its product as uncharacterized. The record is from RefSeq and is a predicted model, not a curated record. Gene Ontology annotation, molecular function: cytokine activity. Lineage: Eukaryota; Metazoa; Chordata; Ascidiacea; Stolidobranchia; Styelidae. Gene Ontology annotation, cellular component: extracellular region.